Messenger RNA from Chaetomium strumarium, 1443 nucleotides. RefSeq names its product Tim17/Tim22/Tim23/Pmp24 family-domain-containing protein. Gene Ontology annotation, cellular component: peroxisomal membrane. Lineage: Eukaryota; Fungi; Ascomycota; Sordariomycetes; Sordariales; Chaetomiaceae. The record is from RefSeq and is a predicted model, not a curated record. Bases 330 to 1016 code for a protein of 228 amino acids. The transcript has 5 exons.
AGACCCUUCCGGGGAACAUGAACAAGGGUUCCCCACCGUGGUCCUCUGCAGGGACAAGGGUUCGACAGAGCCGACAAGUUGCCGUCUGAUUCCCCGCGGUUUGCACAUGCCGCGGCCGAAGCUUCGGUUCGAGUUCCGAGUCGGACAAACUUGAACUGCAUACCUCGACUCGUACACCUACCCCUAUCUUCGUAUUCCUUGCCGGCCAGAACCACCGAUAGCACGCAGCUGUACGCCGAUGAGGUAGAACUCGGUGUGUCUUUUCGAAGUGCUCAGUGCACCGACCCGACCCCGUCAAUCAGCCUGUCCCGCCGAGUUGCCGAGGCACGAUGUCCGGCGCAGUCGAGAGCCUCGAGAGCCUCAAGGCCGCCGUCGAGCGCGUCGUCUUGGACCCGAGAUACCAUGAUCUAUUGGCCGUGGUAAAGGGCGCUCGCAAUGGCGCCGUCUACGGGACCAAAGUGCGCUUUCCGCAUGCGCUUGUAAUGAUCAUGCUCUUCCGGUCCGGAACGCUCCGACAAAAAGCAGGGCUCAUUUUCCGCGCGACGAGGACACAUGCCAGAAACCUUGCCAAGUUCGCCGCCAUCUAUAAGGCGACGUGCAUGCUAUUAAAGAACUACGGCGCAACACCAGGGAAGGAAGGGCCCUACGAUAGCUUCAUCGCCGGCCUGCUAGGCGGCUACAUCGUCUUUGGGCAGCGCUCCAAGCGGUCGAGCCGGAUCUCGAGCGUCAACCAGCAGAUCGUCAUCUACGUGUUUGCGCGCGUCGUGCUGGCGCUGGCCCGCCUCGCCGUCAAGCCGGGCUACGGCCUGCCGCUGGUGUCGGACCCGCAGCGAAGCGCCGCCAUCAGCCACUAUGCCUGGCCGCUGUUCGCCAGCUUGUCGUGGGCCUCGGUCAUGCACCUCUUCAAGUGGCACGCCGCGGAGCUGCAGCCGAGCUUGAGGAGUAGUAUGACGUAUAUCUAUACCAAUGCGGACACGUGGGAUGGGUUGGGCAAUUUUCUGUGGCAUAACAAGUAAUGAGUGACGGACUCUAGACUGUCUAUGUACCGCGCAGCCGCGGUUGACGAUUAUGGAGCUUUUGUCAAGGAGGUCGCUGUGGGAGGGAAAGAGGUUGAGCAUUUCGCAAGCGGUUGGCAUGUGUACAUGUAAACGGCGUUCACUGGGGUUUGCUUGGGGUUCUAGAUCUGUUUCAGGGGCCUUCAACUCUUCGACUUCUCUACUCGGAGACGCGGAGGGAUAUCUUACACUUGCACCUGUCCCUAUGUAGGUAUGGCCAAGCUCUUCCGGCAAUAGAAGGGGGGAGGUUGACCACCGAAGGGAAUGUGGAGAGGUCGAUGUAACAACGCCGUCCAAUGGUGGAGCGCUUGGUUUGUUUAAGAGGAUCGUUCAAUAGAACUGUCGGGUUUGAGACUCUGACAACUUGGGGAACAUCCCAACACCCUGA